CUGCUUUUUGAACACAGCUAAGGCGGCUAACUGAAGUUCGUCGCGAGAAGCUCGUGGGUUAGCUCAGUCGUUAUUUUGAAUGCGUUUGUUAAAGUGGGGAAAAUGACCGAAGAAUCGGCUGUUAAAGUGUGCGUUCGAGUGCGUCCGCUUAUUGCAAGAGAGGAAAGCGCUGCGUUAGAUGAUUCUCAGCCUGUUCAACUGUUUUGGAAAGCCGACCAAAAAUGUAUUCAUCAGAUUGAUGAUGGGAAUUCCACCAAAAGCUUUAGUUUCGAUCGUGUAUUCACUUCUCAAGAAACUACUAACCAACUGUACCAGAACAUUGCAAAGCCGUUGGUUGUCUCCACUGUUGAGGGUUACAAUGGAACCAUAUUUGCUUAUGGGCAAACCGCCUCUGGAAAGACCUUUACCAUGAUGGGGAGUGAACAUAUUCCUGGAGUGAUACCUCUGGCUGUUGAAGAUGUUUUCCAAACCAUUAAAAAUUUUCCAAAGAAGGAGUUCCUUCUUCGGGUGUCCUACAUGGAAAUCUACAAUGAGACAGUAUCUGAUCUGCUUGUCGACAGCUGGAAGCGAAAACCACUGGAAGUUAGAGAGACUAUUAAUAAAAACACCUAUGUGGCCGACUUAACUGAAGAGCUUGUUACGUCUUCUGCACAAGCACUAGCCUGGAUUCGUAAAGGAGAAAAGAAUCGCCGUUACGGAAUGACAAAAAUGAAUCAGCGGAGCAGCCGAUCACACACAAUCUUUCGAAUGAUCCUAGAGAGCCGUGAAAGAAGCGACCCAUUGACGGGCGAAAAUGGCGAUGGUGCAAUUAUUGUAUCACAUUUGAAUUUAGUUGAUUUAGCUGGAUCUGAAAGAGCAAGUCAAACUGGAGCUGAAGGCACGCGUUUCAAAGAAGGUUGCAACAUCAACCGCAGCCUGUUCACACUCGGCCAGGUGAUCAAGAAAGUUACUGAUGAAGGCCAGAAAGGUUUCACGAACUACAGAGACAGUAAACUCACUCGGAUCCUGCAAAAUUCCCUUGGAGGAAAUGCCAAGACGGUCAUCAUCUGUACCAUCACUCCAAUGGCUCUGGAUGAGACACUGAGCACUUUACAGUUCGCAAGUACAGCAAAGAAGAUGAAAAAUGACCCCCAUGUGACGGAAGUGUCUGAUGAUGGCGCUCUCCUGAAAAGGUACCGCAACGAAAUUGAAGACCUGAAGCGCAGACUAAUGGAGGCAAGUGAAACUGCUGGCCCCGUCCACGCUGACCCCCACUACGAGAGGGUGUUCCUGCUGGACCCACAGUACCAGAACCCAGUGGUGCUGAGGAGCAAACUUCCAGAGUUGUCCCAGAGCGCCGAGGCCUCAGAAUCUUCUUCUCUGAGAAUGUCUUCUUGGUUCUUACCUCAUUCAUUAUUGUCUUCUUGCCUCUGGUUGCAGAUGCCCAAACGCAGAGUUACAUGGGGAGGGAAAAUGCUGCGACUUGCCCAUCUGUCGAUUCCCGAAACGUCCGAACACAGCUUCUCGGAACAUUCUGCUGAGAAGUGGAAAGAUUUCAACUCGUGUCUGAUCGAGCUGCCUGAAGAUGACAUGACAAUUGAUAAUCACUGGAAUCCUGAUGAAACGUCAGAGGAAAUGGAUCAGAGUUCUGUCCAGAGCUUUGAACACGGUCCCGACGAGACUUCAGAACGGAUAAGGGACUUAUUGCAGAAAAUAUCCCAACUAGAGCUGCAGCUGGAAAGCGAAAGUCAACAGAAGGAGGAGGCCACGGAUAAAGUAGCAAACUUGGAUGUCAGAGUCGCCGAGUUGCAACUGCAGCUCCGAACGGAAAUCCAGCAGAAAGACGAGGCGUUGGAGAAGGUUGAGAACUCGGAAAAGCGGGCAGCGGAGUUGGAGCUGUUGCAACAGACUGAAGCUCAGCAGAAAUCGGAGGCCAAAGAGAUGAUACAGAUGUUGAAUUUGAAAGUCGCUGACCAAGAGACACAACUGGGAGAGCAUUGUUAUUGUCAGAAUGAAAAUAAACAGAUAAGAAAAGACUUUGAGGAAACCAUCCACCUGUGUGAAACUCUAGCUGCUGAAAAGAGCAUAGCCGUUUCUGAACGAGACGAUCUGAGGGAGGAGCUGAGGAUGGUCAUGGAGCGUACUGAGCGUUUGGAGAAGGAAAAAUCUGCGCUGUCACAGGACCUGCAGGAUAAAAGAGAGACAAAAGAGUUUGAAUCUUUGGAGGAGGAAAUUCGGAAAGAACAAGAGAAUGAAAUGAAAAAUGAAAUCCUCACCUUGAAAAAUGCCCUUAAAUCUUCUGAAGUUGAGCAACAGAUGCUUCUGAGCAUAGCCGUUUCUGAACGAGACGAUCUGAGGGAGGAGCUGAGGAUGGUCAUGGAGCGUACUGAGCGUUUGGAGAAGGAAAAAUCUGCGCUGUCACAGGACCUGCAGGAUAAAAGAGAGACAAAAGAGUUUGAAUCUUUGGAGGAGGAAAUUCGGAAAGAACAAGAGAAUGAAAUGAAAAAUGAAAUCCUCACCUUGAAAAAUGCCCUUAAAUCUUCUGAAGUUGAGCAACAGAUGCUUCUGAACAAACUUAAGAUUCUGUCUGAUGAGCUGAAUAAAGCAAGGGAGUUUUCAGAUGGACUUCAGCGAAAGAUGGCGAGUCAAACGGCUGAAGAUCCUGAGUGUGUGUCAACGGAGAAAGAAAUCGCACUCUCUGAGCAGGACAGUGCUGCCCUGAGCACCUUUUCACCCAAGACUGCAGAGAAAGACCGGAUGCAGUCUAUGAUUACAUCUUUGACUGCUGAGAAGGAUCAGCUGCAGUGUACUGUAACAUUUGUGACAUUAGAAAAGGAUCAGCUGAACUCCACUUUAACGUCUGUGACUGCAGAGAAUGACCAGCUGCAGUCUACACUUGCAUCUGUGACUGAAGAAAAAGAUCAGAUGGAGUCUAAGCUAACAUCUGUGACUGCAGAAAAAGAUAAACUGCAGUCUACGCUAACAUCUGUUACUGAAGAAAAAGUUCAGCUGCAGUCUACGCUUAACUCCGUGACUGAAGAAAAAGAUCAGAUGGAGUCUAAGCUAACAUCUGUGACUGCAGAAAAAGAUAAACUGCAGUCUACGCUAACAGCUGUGACUGAAGAAAAAGAUCAGAUGGAGUCUAAGCUAACAUCUGUGACUGAAGAAAAAGAUCAGAUGGAGUCUAAGCUAACAUCUGUGACUGAAGAAAACGAUCAGCUGCAGUCUACGCUAAAAUCUGUGACUGCAGAAAAAGAUAAACUGCAGUCUACGCUAACCUCUGUGACUGCAGAAAAAGAUCAACUGCAGUCUACGCUAACAUCUGUUACUGAAGAAAAAGAUCAGAUGGAGUCUAAGCUAACAUCUGUGACUGAAGAAAAUGAUCCGCUGCAGUCUACGCUAAAAUCUGUGACUGCAGAAAAAGAUAAACUGCAGUCUACGCUAACGUCUGUGACUGAAGAAAAUGAUCAGCUGCAGUCUACGCUUACCUCCGUGACUGAAGAAAAUGAUCAGCUGCAGUCUACGCUAAAAUCUGUGACUGCAGAAAAAAAAGAUCAACUGCGGUCUACACUAACGUCUUUGACUGGAGAAAAGGAAGAUUUGAACUCUGUUUCUGGAUCAGUUAUCGAUGAGCGGCGCCAGCUGCAGUUCGCAUCAACAGGUGUCACCACUGACUUGGACAAGGUGAACUCUGACCUUACACCCGUGACUGUGGAUGGAGACGAUCUUAACACUGCGAUAAAAUCUGUUAUUGCGGAGAGAGAUCAGCUGAAGUCUUUACUUACAUCGGUGACUGCCGAGAGCCACCGGCUGCAGUCUGUGAUAACGUCGUUGACCGGAGAGACGAACCAGCUGCAGUCUACAUUAGCAUCUGUUAUUACCGAGAAAGAUCAUCUGCAGUCAACACUAACUUCAGUGACUUCAGAGAGAGAUGAGUCCAGGAGAAGCCUGCAACAACACAUGGAAACCCUAUUUGAAUGCAUUCAAGGUGAGAAUAAGCCCCUCCCACUGCCAGUGAGCUCUUCCAAUGAUAUGGAGAAAAUCCUCUCCUCUGUGGCUAGCGUCUGUGCUGAGAGAGACCAGCUCAAGAUGGAUCUACAAGAAAAUGUAGAAAUGAUGAUUGAGAAUCAGGAAGAACUGAGGACAGCUCUGGAGAAGAUCCGUGCUCAAAAGGAAAUAAUCAAGCAGCUGAAGGCUGCAGAUACAGCCGGUGAGGACUCGUGCACACAGCUGGAGUCCUUGCAGAAACGGAUUCAGAGUGCAACUGAGGAGCUCGACGCUGUAAGGAAGGAGAAAGACCGCCUGCUGUCAGAGAAAACAGGAGAGAGUCUGAUGAUCCUGUACGCACUGAGGCUGGAGACCAAGCAACUGAAAGCAGAGCUGGGGGACAGGAUGGAGACAUUUCAGGGAGAGACCUCCAAAAUAAAGGAUCUCCUCAAGGCUCUGCACGAGGAACUGCAAGCGCAGAAACGGAGGAAUGUUGACCUGCAGAGAGUGAGCAAAGACAUGGAGAACUCUCUAGAUCAACAGAUAAGGAUGUUAACGUGUAAAGUUGAGAGCAUCGUGACGGAGAAGGACGCUUUGCUUUCUAAGGAGAAGGAAGAUCUGCGGUCCAUCACGGUGGAGAGGGAUUCACUGCAGGAGAAAGUGCACACAUUAAGAGAGGAGAAGCAGCAGCUGGUGGUAGAGCUGGAGGACAAAAUGGAGACCCUGCACAGAGAGGUGGAGACCGUGAAAGAGAAACUGCGACUCGCGGAAACGGAGAAGAACGAUUUACUUUCGAAACAGGAAGCCAGUCGGACAGCGUCAGCAGACAACGAGACGUUGCGGUGUAAAGUGACGGCUCUCACUGGGGAGAGGGAUCAACUGCAGCUCACACUGGAUGCACUGAGACAGGAGCACCAGCGUCUCUCAGCGGAACUGAUGGAGAAGAUUGAUGCCAUUCAGAGUGCAAUGGAAGAGCUCAAUGCCGUGAGGAAAGAGAGAGACCAACUGCUGUCGGAGAAAGCAAGCGAAAGCCUGAUGAUCUCCUCCCAAUCGGAAGACCUGCAGACGCUCUGGCACUGCGAGAGGCUGAACGCACUGAGGCUGGACACCAAGCAACUGAAAGCAGAGCUGGGGGACAGGAUGGAGACAUUUCAGGAAGAGACCUCCAAAAUACAAGAUCUCCUCAAAGCUGUACACGAGGAACUGCAAGCACAGAAACGGAGGAAUGUUGACCUGCAGAGAGUGAGCAAAGACAUGGAGAACUCUCUAGAUCAACAGAUAAGGAUGUUAACGUGUAAAGUUGAGAGCAUCGUGACGGAGAAGGACGCUUUGCUUUCUAAGGAGAAGGAAGAUCUGCGGUCCAUCACGGUGGAGAGGGAUUCACUGCAGGAGAAAGUGCACACAUUAAGAGAGGAGAAGCAGCAGCUGGUGGUAGAGCUGGAGGACAAAAUAGAGACCCUGCACAGAGAGGUGGAGACCGUGAAUGAGAAACUGCGACUCGCGGAAACGGAGAAGAACGAUUUACUUUCUAAACAGGAAGCCAGUCGGACAGCGUCAGCAGACAACGAGACGUUGCGGUGUAAAGUGACGGCUCUCACUGGGGAGAGGGAUCAACUGCAGCUCACACUGGAUGCACUGAGACAGGAGCACCAGCGUCUCUCAGCGGAACUGAUGGAGAAGAUUGAUGCCAUUUCAGCGAUUGAGGAAAACCGGCAGCAGCGGACUGAAGGUGGCCAAGAGCUCGUCCUGCAACAGGAGUUGCCUCUCAAAGCAAGCAAUACAGGCUUAGCCCACCGGGAGCAGCCAAGGCUGGAUGACAUCAUCACUACAGUCAGACAGACGGGCUCUUCGUUGCUGCACAACUCGACUGAGCAGCUCCAGAAAAUCAUCAACACACCCAUAAUGGAAGAGUCCCUGGACGAGAUGCAGUUCUCUCUAUCGGAAUCCAGAGAAAUCUACGCCCCCGUUUACCAUUCUGGGGUCCAACAUUUCGAAACCCUGGAAAAGAUUUUUGUGCAUUUACGGGUGCAGGCCCAGGACUACAAAAAACUUUUCGAGGAGUUGGUGAACACUGACUUGGCCGUUUUCGAAGAGAGGCUGCUGCAGCGCGUGCUGCUGUGCAGAUCGCAGGCCGACAACGUCUCGCUCGGAGAGGAGGACUUCCACAUCUUGUGCAGAGACAGACUGAACGAGUUGCUAGUCAAGAGACAGCUCUACCAACAGAAAAUCACCUGGAUUUCAGAUAAGCUUUGGUCCACCAUUGCCUUCUAUCCCAAAGAGAUGUCAGAAGAGAUUGCACAGAGGGAGACGUUCGUCGAGCGGAUGCUGACCGCGUUGAACAGAAAGCCCACCAAAGGGGAUGUGAUCAACAGCUUCCUAAAGACUGAACAAGAACGCCGAACCGCAGCGGCACAAAGCAAACGAAAAACUCUUCAGGAAAUCUCCGAAGAACAAAAUUGUGCGACGGAAGAAAUGAAGCAACUGGCUCAAACUUAUUUGGAGCUCAAAGAAGAAAGGAGUAAAAGUUCUGCUCUGGUGCAGGCUUUAAACAAAGCUCCCCUCCAACCAGAAGUCUCUUUACAGAAGGAGAACCCUGAGCUCCAUCCAACUGAAGAAAAUUUGCAGGCUAAGAACACACUCCAAACGCGUGAAAACAAGCAGCAGGAUCAUGAGGAGUCGUCAACCAGUGCGGACGAGCUGAAGGCUCUCCAAGCCAAAGUCUUCAAAAUGGAGGCCAAGUGGAAUUCAGCAGCAAACAAACACCAACAAGAGAUUCACAGACUGAACUCAUUGUUGAAAGCUAAAGAGGAAUCGUUAAGAACACUAAAAGAGAUGAUGAGGUUACAACAAUGCGACAUGGUCCCACAGGGUGAGGCUGUUUACAAUAAACUGACCAACCCCAAAGGUUUGGCCAUCAAGAGCAGUGUUCUCCUGGACAAGGCUAAACUGGAGGAAGAAGUCAAGCGUCUUCAGGGGAAAAUAACUGAACUGGAAAGCUUGGUUGGUACUCUGCAGGCAGAAAUCAGCAAGUGGAAAAACAGGGCCAUCAAACUGAAGGGGAAGCCUUUGUCACCCAGCACACCCACAAAGAGGGGGCCACCAGUGACCUCGGACUCUUCCAGCAGACCUUGUAAAUCCAAGAACCUUUUGGUUACCCCCAAAACGAUUCUAGACUCUCCCAGAAAGGUCCUGGAGUCCCCAAGUAGGGUGCUGGAAACCAAAAAUACAUAUCUCUUAGAUUUUCCCAAGAGCAAAUUCUUUGACAUGGAUAAUAGCUACGACCUACUGUCCACGACCUACCCCAAACAGUUCUUCGACAACUCUGGCCUUGGCACUAUUCCAGACCUGGAGGCACCCACAAGAGAGCGUUCCUGUUCGUCUCCAAAGUACGACGACAUGUGUAAAACCCAGUGAAGGAUAUGGAAUAAUCUGAGGAUGGGCUUCAUCUUAAUCUUUUUUUAUCAUUAUUAUUAUUGACCUUUUAAAUAGAGCUUUGUCUAUUUUGUUGCAUGGAGGUAGGCAUAUUUGAAAUAAAUAAAAUACAUCAAGAAUCCUAAA
This is a messenger RNA of Cynoglossus semilaevis (tongue sole), 7524 nucleotides long. Its product is annotated as centromere-associated protein E-like. Gene Ontology annotation, biological process: microtubule-based movement; mitotic cell cycle. Gene Ontology annotation, molecular function: microtubule motor activity; microtubule binding; ATP binding. Gene Ontology annotation, cellular component: microtubule. The record is from RefSeq and is a predicted model, not a curated record. Lineage: Eukaryota; Metazoa; Chordata; Actinopteri; Pleuronectiformes; Cynoglossidae.